Messenger RNA from Aureobasidium pullulans EXF-150, 1398 nucleotides. RefSeq names its product putative P450 monooxygenase. The transcript is spliced from 2 exons. Bases 1 to 1398 code for a protein of 465 amino acids. The record is from RefSeq and is a predicted model, not a curated record. Gene Ontology annotation, molecular function: heme binding; iron ion binding; oxidoreductase activity, acting on paired donors, with incorporation or reduction of molecular oxygen. Lineage: Eukaryota; Fungi; Ascomycota; Dothideomycetes; Dothideales; Saccotheciaceae.
AUGUUGCCUAUCGCAUUAAUUGUAGGAUUGGGUCUCUUGUUCCUCUACGUCGUUCGUACCCUCCAACAGUAUUGGGCUCUGAAUGAAUUCAAGGGACCAUGGGUAGCGGGCUUCUCGAGGCUAUGGCUUCUAAGAGCUAAUGGCUCUGGCAAGAUGAAUUUGGCAUUCACAGAGGUCAACGAUAAAUAUGGGCCGACUGCCCGGGUGUCACCUAACAUGCUUAUUACCACCGACCCCGAGCUAUAUAAACGCAUGCACGCUGUGCGCAGUCCCUUCGUUCGAAGCGAAUGGUACACAGCAUUACGACUGCAUCCUACCCGGGAUAACAUCACCUCCGUAAUCGAUGAAGGAGUUCACGCUGAUCUGCGUAAUCGCAUGUCCACUGGCUACUCUGGCAAAGAAAACCUGCACAUGGAAGAUGAUGUAGACUAUCGCCUCCUCCAGCUCUUCGACCUCAUUGACUCAAAAUACGUUUCGACCGAGAAGGAGUACCGCCCUGUCGACAUUUCACGACUUUAUUCCUACUUCACCCUCGAUGUAAUCUCCAGUAUUGCCUUUGGCCAGGAGUUUGGCUUCCUCAAGCACGACGAUGACCCCUUCGGCUACAUUGACAAUCUCCAGGAGUUUCUUCCCGCCAUCAUUGUAUUUGGUGCUUACCCAGAGCUCCAGAAGAUUCUGCGUCUUCCUCUACUCAAACAUGUCAUGCCCAAAUCAACAGACAAACGCGGACUGGGCCGUGUAAUGGGCUUCGCCAAAGAGCGCGUAGACGAGCGAUUUGGUGAAAAGGCUAUCGUUAGACACGACAUGCUAGGCUCAUUCAUCAAGCGCGGACUUACACAAGAACAACUGGAAUCAGAGACUUUGACGCAGAUCACUGCUGGAAGUGAUAGUACAGCAAGUGCCAUUCGCAUGACACUGCAUUUUAUCUCUACUACACCACAUGUCCAUUCGCGCUUGGUGGCAGAAUUCAAGACUGCCUUGGCUGCUGGCAAAGUUUCUAGACCUGUCAUUCGCGAUGCUGAAGCUAGAGCUUUGCCAUAUUUGCAGGCUUGUAUCAAGGAGGGCCUGCGCAUGUACCCGCCUGUCACCGGAUUACUUGCCAAAGCCGUGCCUCCAGAAGGUGCAACCAUUGACGGUAAAUUCGUCAAGGGAGGUACGCAGAUUGCCUGGAACUCCUGGGGUAUGCAACGCGACAAGGAGAUCUAUGGUGUAGAUCCUGAAAUCUUCAGACCUGAGCGUUGGUUGUUGCGCGAUGCGUCUGAGGCCGAGAAGAAGCGUGUCGACAAAAUGACUGAGACGGUUUCUUUGGUCUUCGGCUAUGGUCGAUUUGGAUGCCUUGGUAGGGGAGUUGCGACCAUGGAGCUGAACAAGGGCAUCAUCGAGGUAAGCUGUUUCUAG